Molecule: messenger RNA, 408 nt
Organism: Drosophila persimilis
Lineage: Eukaryota; Metazoa; Arthropoda; Insecta; Diptera; Drosophilidae
Exons: 2
Coding region: 18-269 (83 amino acids)
Source: RefSeq, a predicted model, not a curated record
GCAGCACGAGGACAACAAUGGAGAUCAGUAAAAAAUCGAAGAAAUCAAAGAACGCGAAGAAAGACUCGACACUCACACUGAAGCUCACGGCACUCCAAAAAAAGAAAAAAGAGGUUGCACGCGUUCUCACCCUGAAACACGAAAUCCUGUUCAAAUCCUCUGUUUCCUAUUUGGAGUACCUGGAGCUGCGCGCCGAAAUAGAGCGUCUCAAUGGCCUCAAGGAUAACUUCACGCGACGCGUCGACAAAUUAAAACAACAAGCUAAAUAGUCUAUAAAUUCUUCGUAGUCGUGAGGGCUUUAAUGCCUGUUGUAAUGGUUAAAGAAACUUAAUCUAGGAGGAGAGUUGUACACAAUAUAAGGAACAUUUGAUAAUUGUCUUUACUUUUUAAUAAAAGUACUAGAUAUUA